AUGACCGAGAUCACCCCUACCGUGCUCACUACUGUCCUACCGAACGGAAUCACAGUCAACUUCAAGACCGCGACAGGCGAAGACUUUGACUGGAUCAGCAACGAGGUGUACCCUCACUCCGAGAUCUUCCCCGAUCUGUACGCGUGUCUUGAAGGCGGGACUGUCCAGGCCGCUUGCGAGUCCAAGAACAUCCACGCCAUCGUGGCGAGAGAAGCAGUCGGCACCGAAGUUCUCGGCUCGCUGACUUACAGAACUCACAAGACUGCAGCAGAUGUGACCGCAUGUACGGUCAACUCUGUGGCUGUCCCCAUAUCCGCAUUCGGUCAGGGGAUCGGAACCGCCUUGAUAAAUCAGGUGCUCAAUCAUGCCAGGCAAUCGAUCCCGGAAGGCCGGCUCAAUCUUCAUGUCAUCGGCAGGACCGACCAUACGCGGGGAAGUGCGAAGUGGCUGGAGCGGCUGGGCUUCGUCGUGACAGGUACGAGUCUGUAUACGGGUGCGGCGAUGGCGACGCAGUGGUCUCGGACGUUCUGA
Dioszegia hungarica is the source of this 531-nucleotide messenger RNA. RefSeq lists its product as uncharacterized. Gene Ontology annotation, molecular function: acyltransferase activity, transferring groups other than amino-acyl groups. The transcript has a single exon. The record is from RefSeq and is a predicted model, not a curated record. Bases 1 to 531 code for a protein of 176 amino acids. Lineage: Eukaryota; Fungi; Basidiomycota; Tremellomycetes; Tremellales; Bulleribasidiaceae.